CUUUUUUCUUUCUAAUCAUUACGUGAAAUGAGCGAAAUUAAGUCUUUUGAAAAAGGUGUUGCCCAACCCAAGGCCAAGUUGGAUGGAUCAGGUCUUCGUGUUGCUAUUGUUCAUACACGUUGGAACUAUGCUCUUGUUGACCAGCUAUACAACAAAGUGUACGAAACCUUGGUCGAGAAGUAUAACGUGCUGCCCGAGAAUAUUUUUACUGAUACUGUCUCUGGCUCUUAUGAGCUUCCUAUGGCUGCCAAGCAAUUAAUUGACCUUUCACGAUCACAAGCCUCUGAGACCACUGGCGACUUACUUGGUUCUCCUGCUGUCAGCCAAGUCGAGAAAAAGAAAAAGACAGGUCCAUUUGAUGCUGUCAUCUGUAUUGGUCUUGUUAUCAAGGGAGGAACUGCUCAUUUCGAGUAUAUCUGUGAUGCUGUCACUCAUGGUAUCAUGAGAGUGCAAUUAGAUACAGGUGUACCUGUUAUUUUUGGUGUAUUAACUUGCUAUAAUGAAGAACAAGCUAUUGCCAGAUCUUCUACUCAAGAAGGAUUUACACAUGCAGAAGAGUGGGCUGCUGCUGCUGUUGAAGCAAGCUUGAGAAAAUUCAAAAAACUCUAAAUUGUAUACUUGUAAUAAACAUUUUUGACUUGUAUGUUUGUUGUAGCGAUGUUUACGUAAGCCAAAUUAUCCACUGGCUGUAUGCUUCAAUCUUAUACCAGGAGUCAAUAUGUCUUCCAGUACCAAACAAUAUUAACCAGAGCUUAACAGAAAGAAACUCUAACAUGGUUGAUCAAGCAAGUUUUUGAGUUCUCUCUGCUUGAUUCAUAUUCUUUUUUUACACAUGGGAAAUGGUGUAUUCAACAUGACGCAAAAAAUAAAACUGACAGCUUUGCAAAAAAGCGAUGUUUGACUUUGAGAAGAAAAAAAAAGAUGUGGG
Rhizopus microsporus ATCC 52813 is the source of this 928-nucleotide messenger RNA. RefSeq names its product Lumazine synthase. Gene Ontology annotation, biological process: riboflavin biosynthetic process. Lineage: Eukaryota; Fungi; Mucoromycota; Mucoromycetes; Mucorales; Rhizopodaceae. Gene Ontology annotation, molecular function: 6,7-dimethyl-8-ribityllumazine synthase activity. Bases 28 to 609 code for a protein of 193 amino acids. Gene Ontology annotation, cellular component: riboflavin synthase complex; intracellular anatomical structure. The record is from RefSeq and is a predicted model, not a curated record. The transcript has 2 exons.